CCCAAGUUGGAAAAACUACUCUUUUUCAGCAAAUAGUUAGAAAAUAUUCUCUGGGUGGGAAGGAGAAUGGUCCAAGUGUUAAGCCCUCAGUCAACUAUGUUGAGUCUCGGAUUGCAUUAGAAAAUAAUAUUUAUAAACUAAUUGAUACUCCUAGUUUUCGACUUCGUCCCCAAACCCAGAUAGAGAAAGAAGGUAAGAAACAAAUACAGGAAUUAUUAAAAAAAAGUGAUUUAAUUUUGUGGUUAGUAGAAGAAGUUGACAACGAGAUACUUUUAUUAAGUAAAUAUUUAAAAAAAAUUGCUACCCCCAAAAUUCUAGUGGUUAAUAAGGCAGACGUGGAAGGUGGCGGUGAAGAAAGUUUUUUUUCUUUUCGGGUUCUGAGGCUAGAAUUUUGGGUGGCUAUUUCAGCUUUAAAAACCACCAAUCUCGACCAAUUAAUAAAGCAAAUAAUUAUGAAAAAAUCAACCAAUACAAAUAACGAUGUAUACAAG
Racocetra persica is the source of this 491-nucleotide messenger RNA. The record is from the annotation of a GenBank genome assembly. NCBI's taxonomy places the organism in Eukaryota, Fungi, Glomeromycota, Glomeromycetes, Diversisporales, Gigasporaceae.